UCCCUCCCUUUGCCCCUUCCCUGUGCAGUCUCCCUCCACCACCAGCGCUGCUCUCUGCCGAGCCUCUGCCCACUCCUGGCAAACCCUGCAGGACCAGAGUGUCAGCCAGCAGCAUGGAUACAAAAUGCACAAAGUGUGGCCCAGGUUACCCAACCCCUCUGGAAGCCAUGAAAGGACCUCGAGAGGAGAUUAUCUACCUGCCCUGCAUUUACAGAAACACAGGCACAGAGGCCCCGGAUUAUUUGGCUACUGUGGAUGUUGACCCCAAGUCCCCCCAGUAUAGCCAGGUCAUCCACAGGCUGCCCAUGCCCCACCUGAAGGACGAGCUGCACCACUCAGGGUGGAACACCUGCAGCAGCUGCUUUGGGGACAGCACGAAGUCACGCAACAAGCUCAUCCUGCCCAGUCUCAUCUCCUCCCGCAUCUAUGUGGUGGACAUAGGCUCUGUGCCUCGUGCCCCAAAGCUGCAUAAGGUCAUCGAACCCAGUGAAAUCCAUGCCAAGUGCGGCCUGGGCAAUCUGCACACCAGCCACUGCCUGGCCAGCGGGGAGGUGAUGAUCAGCUCCUUGGGGGACCCCCAGGGUAAUGCCAAAGGGGGGUUCGUACUGCUGGAUGGAGAGACGUUUGAGGUGAAAGGGACAUGGGAGAAGCCUGGGGGUGCCGCGCCAAUGGGCUAUGACUUCUGGUACCAGCCUCGACACAAUGUCAUGGUCAGCACUGAAUGGGCAGCUCCCAAUGUCUUCAAAGAUGGCUUCAACCCUGCUCACGUGGAAGCCGGGCUGUAUGGGAGCUGCAUACAUGUGUGGGACUGGCAGCGUCAUGAGAUUAUCCAGACCCUGCAGAUGAAGGACGGGCUCAUCCCCCUGGAGAUCCGUUUCCUGCACAACCCGGCUGCCACCCAGGGCUUCGUAGGCUGUGCCCUCAGCUCCAACAUCCAGCGCUUCUACAAGAAUGAGAGAGGCACCUGGUCAGUGGAGAAGGUGAUCCAAGUGUCCUCCAAGAAGGUGAAAGGCUGGAUGCUCCCCGAAAUGCCAGGUUUGAUCACGGACAUCCUGCUGUCGCUGGAUGACCGCUUUCUCUACUUCAGCAACUGGGUGCACGGGGACAUCCGGCAAUAUGACAUCUCUAACCCACAGAAGCCCCGCCUCGUUGGGCAGAUCUUCAUCGGGGGCAGCAUUGUCAAAGGAGGCCCUGUGCAAGUGCUGGAGGACCCAGAGUUAAAGUGUCAGCCGGAGCCUCUAGUGAUCAAGGGAAAACGAAUUCCCGGAGGCCCUCAGAUGAUCCAGCUCAGCUUGGAUGGGAGACGUCUUUAUGUCACCACGUCGCUGUACAGUGCCUGGGACAAGCAGUUUUACCCCGAUCUCCCCAGGGAAGGCUCGGUCAUGCUGCAGAUCGAUGUAGACACGGUACAUGGAGGGCUGAAGCUGAACCCCAACUUUCUGGUGGACUUUGGGAGGGAGCCCCUUGGACCAGCGCUGGCUCAUGAGCUUCGCUACCCAGGGGGUGACUGCACUUCGGACAUCUGGCUCUAAAUGCCCCCAAAGCCCGU
Messenger RNA from Acomys russatus (golden spiny mouse), 1549 nucleotides. It is a transcript of the gene Selenbp1, whose product is annotated as selenium binding protein 1. The coding region runs from base 114 to 1532 and encodes 472 amino acids. The transcript has 12 exons. The record is from RefSeq and is a predicted model, not a curated record. Gene Ontology annotation, molecular function: selenium binding. Lineage: Eukaryota; Metazoa; Chordata; Mammalia; Rodentia; Muridae.